Chlorocebus sabaeus (green monkey) is the source of this 2949-nucleotide messenger RNA. The record is from RefSeq and is a predicted model, not a curated record. NCBI's taxonomy places the organism in Eukaryota, Metazoa, Chordata, Mammalia, Primates, Cercopithecidae.
AGCAGAACCCCAUCUGUAAAAUAAAGAAAUAAUAAAAGAAAUACAUACAUUAAAAUAAAAUGGAAAAUGUCUUGCCAUUUUACAUGUUUAAAGAACAGUAUAUAAUGACUCUUUAGGUAUCCAUCAUGAAAAUUUGAAAAUAACUCACCUAUGUGCAAUCUCUCCCAUCUGGAAAUCUUCUUGGCCAUAUGUAUUAAGAGAAUCCUAUGUAUUUUAUUGCUUCAAAUAUGGUCCAAAUGCAGGAAUCACCUUGCCUUUUUUCUCUCUCUUUUUCUCCCUUUCUAUCCCACCCACCCCAUCCUGGCUCUUUCAGUUUUUAUUUUCAGCACUGCAACUCUGAUGGUCCAGCUCCACCAGGACACAGAUCCCCAGAUCCCUAAAGGUCAGCCAUGCACCCUGAACAGCUCAGAGGGAGGAGCCAGACCAGCAGUGCCUCACACCUUGUCCUCUUCUGCUCUAGACAGAUGGCUCCAUAAUGACAGCUUCAUAAUGGCAGUGGGUGAGCCCCUGGUGCACAUCAGAGUUGCUCUUCUGCUGCUCUGGUUUGGGAUGUUUUUGUCUGUUUUUGGCCACUCUCAGGCCAGGCCCUCCCAGCGUUUCACUUCUCCAGAAGUGGUGAUCCCUUUGAAGGUGAUCAGCAGGGGCAGAGGUGCAAAGGCUCCUGGAUGGCUCUCCUAUAGCCUGCGGUUGGGGGGACAGAGAUACAUUGUCCACAUGAGGGUAAAGAAGCUGUUGUUUGCCGCACACCUCCCUGUGUUCACCUACACGGAGCAGCAUGCCCUGCUCCAGGAUCAGCCCUUCAUCCAGGAUGACUGCUACUACCAUGGUUAUGUGGAGGAGGUCCCUGAGUCCUUGGUUGCCCUUAGUACCUGUUCUGGGGGCUUUCUUGGAAUGCUACAGAUAAAUGACCUUGUUUAUGAAAUCAAGCCAAUUAGUAUUUCUGCCACAUUUGAACACCUAGUACAUAAGAUAGACAGUGACGAUACACAGUUUCCACCUAUGAGAUGUGGGUUAACAGAAGAGAAAAUAGCACGCCAGUUGGAGUUGCAAUUGUCAUAUAAUUUCACUCUGAAGCAAAGUUCUUUUGUGGGCUGGUGGACCCAUCGGCGGUUUGUUGAGCUGGUGGUGGUCGUGGAUAAUGUUAGAUAUCAUUUCUCUCAAAGUAAUGCAUCAACAGUGCAGCAUGAAGUAUUUAAUGUUGUCAAUAUAGUGGAUUCCUUCUAUCAUCCUUUGGAGGUUGAUGUAAUUUUGACUGGAAUUGAUAUAUGGACUGCAUCAAAUCCACUUCCCACCAAUGGAGACAUAGAUCAUAUUUUAGUGGAAUUUUCUGUUUGGAAGAAUUAUAACCUUAAUAAUCGAUUACAACAUGAUGUUGCACAUCUUUUCAUAAAAGACACACAAGGCACGACGCUUGGUGUUGCAUAUGUUAAAGGAAUAUGCCUGAAUCCUUUUAAUAGUGGAGUUGAUGUUUUUGAAGAUGAGAAGUUGGUCAUUUUUGCAGUUACCUUGGGCCAUGAGCUUGGUCACAAUUUGGGUAUGCAACAUGACACCCAGUGGUGUGUGUGUGAGCUACGGUGGUGCAUAAUGCAUGCCUAUAGAAAGUUAACAACUAAAUUUAGCAACUGCAGUUAUGCCCAAUAUUGGGACAAUACUAUCAGUAGUGGAUUAUGUAUUCAACCUCCUCCAUAUCCAGGGAAUAUAUUUAGACUGAAGUACUGUGGGAAUCUAGUUGUUGAAGAAGGAGAGGAAUGUGACUGUGGAACCAUACAGCAGUGUGCAAAAGAUCCCUGUUGUCUGUUAAACUGUACUUUACGUCCUGGGGCUGCUUGUGCUUUUGGAAUGUGUUGCAAAGACUGCAAAUUUCUGCCAUCGGGAACUUUAUGUAGACAAAAAGUUGGUGAAUGUGACCUUCCAGAGUGGUGCAAUGGGACAUCCCAUCAAUGCCCAGAUGAUGUGUAUGUGCAGGAUGGGAUCUCUUGUAAUGUGAAUGCCUUCUGCUAUGAAAAGACAUGUAAUAACCAUGAUACACAGUGUAAAGAGAUUUUUGGCCAAGGUGCAAGGAGUGCAUCUCAGAGUUGCUACCAAGAAAUCAACACCCAAGGAAACCGUUUUGGUCACUGUGGUAUUGUAGGUACAACAUAUGUAAAAUGUUGGUCCCCUGAUAUCCUGUGUGGGAGGGUUCAGUGUGAAAAUGUAGGAGUAAUUCCCAAUCUGCUAGAGCAUUCCACAGUGCAGCAGUUUCACCUCAAUGACACCACUUGCUGGGGCACUGAUUAUCACUUAGGGAUGGCUAUACCUGAUAUUGGUGAGGUGAAAGAUGGCACAGUAUGUGGUCCAGAAAAGAUCUGCAUCCGUAAGAAGUGUGCCAGUAUGGUUCAUCUGUCACAAGUCUGUCAGCCUAAGACCUGCAACAUGAGGGGAGUCUGCAACAACAAACAACACUGUCACUGCAACCGUGAAUGGGCACCCCCCUACUGCAAGGACAAAGGCUAUGGAGGUAGUGCUGAUAGUGGCCCACCUCCUAAGAACAACAUGGAAGGAUUAAAUGUGAUGGGAAAGUUGGGUUACCUGUCACUAUUGUGCCUUCUUCUUUUGGUUGCUUUUUUAUUUUGCUUACGUGUGCUUUUAAAGAAACGCACAAAAAGUAAAGAAGAUAAAGAAGGAUAAGAGAAAUGGGAAAAAGAAGGAGACUAAGCUUCAUACUUCAUUUUUAAUAUCUAAUUUUUCUUAAUAGAAAAAUAUGAAUGCAUGUCUCACUGUUUAAAUAAAACGUCAUGGACAUUUCAUGUCAGGAUCACAAGCAUUAUCUAUCACAGCAAAGGAUUCCUAGCAUAUUCUUACUCUACAGUGUCUUAAGCAAUAUUAAAGAUUCCUUUUCCCAGAAGUUGUGUCUUUAUGUUUCCUGAGCAAAGGCACAGAAAAGAUAGUUUCAAGCUCUUGUCCCUCAGU